Messenger RNA from Ylistrum balloti, 4207 nucleotides. Its product is annotated as leukocyte receptor cluster member 8 homolog. The record is from RefSeq and is a predicted model, not a curated record. Bases 52 to 2475 code for a protein of 807 amino acids. Gene Ontology annotation, cellular component: nucleus. The transcript has 16 exons. Lineage: Eukaryota; Metazoa; Mollusca; Bivalvia; Pectinida; Pectinidae.
UAGAUUCAUUAGAAGGAAGGUACACAAGCACGCAACAAAACGGGCAGAGUCAUGGCUGCUGCGGCUUUUACAGCACAACAAGCCAUUCAAGCAGGGGCUUGGGGAAGCCAACCUCCCUCUGAGAAUGGAACAGGAAAUAGUACAGUCUUCCAGAAUCCUGAAUGGGAAAAGGCAAGAAAGGCUUUAGAAAAAGUUCAAGGAGAAAGCGGAUCAAGCACAUCUCCAAAUAAGUCUAAAAGUUCUACUGAACAAUCGAAUGAUAUUAGUCAGAAUACACCUGCACAGAUGUAUUACCAGCAAUACAAUAUGUACUACCAACAACCACAGUAUUAUCCUGGGACAAACUAUCCUGUUUAUGGCCAACAAGAACCAGGUCCAAGAAUGCAUGGAAAUUUCAACGGAUAUGGUGCUCCACCUCCUCCACCACCACCAGAGGACAAUCAAAGUUCAAUGCCAAAUACCAUGGAUAUUGAUGAAAGACCACUACGUAAUAAUAAUCAAAGUCAAAACCAACAUGUACAGCCACAAUUCCGUCCUAGGCAAAUUCCAAAUCAUGGGCCUCGCGGACCAAGAUUUCAGAACAGGCCAAGACAUCCAGGUGGUGUGCAAGGCAUAAGAUUUCAGAUCCCAAAAAGACAACAAGGAGGAAACAAUUAUCAACAACAAAACUUAAAUGUCAGACAUUUUCCUCCUCGUGGCCCUCGACCAGGCAAGCCACAGGAUCAAAGAUACAAGGCUGAAAACCAAGAAAAUACAUCUAAUGAACAACAAAUGCAACAACCAUCAAAUAGUCCCUCAGAAAAUGGAGUCAGUGACAGUGGGGAUGCCAAUAUUGCAGCAGGUCCUAACCAGGAGUGGCCCCCAGCUCUCAGACAAUAUGUCCAAAGGGCAUUUGCUAGUGCUAAAGAUGAAAGCCAAAAGGAUGCUAUAGAAACGUUUCUGAAAGACAGUCUUACAAACUAUUUCAAGUCAGGUGCUGUUUUCACUAUUGAUUGGACAAAGGAACCUCUCCCUACAGAACGUUUACAACAUAUGCCACAGCACACUCCAGGCAAACAACAGGGUCCAAGUAACAGUAACAUCACAAAAAAUAGCCCCUGGCAGCCCAAUAGCAACCGUGGGCGCGGGCGUGGGCGAGGACGUGGACGUGGUGCUCAGUUGUCAUCCGGCAAGACCCAACCAACAGGAAGGAGUGUUUACAACCGAGACAGAGUGCCCACAUACAGGUCAAGAUCCUACUCUACUUCAAGCUCAAGCUCCUCUAGAUCACGCUCAAGGUCACCUGUACACCGCAGAAGACGUUCAAGGUCACGAUCGUCAUCUCCUCGGAGGAGGCGCCAGAGACACUCCAGUUCAGACAGCAACUCUAGUUACUCUGAUGGUCCAUACCACCUACCAAAAGACCACAGGAAAAACAGCUUCCGGAGUCAAGGACGAGGUGGCAGGAAAUACAGUAUUGAUGUGCGUGGCAAGAACAAGGGAUCCAGCAGUAAAAAGCCCAGUAGUGAGGUGGCAUUCAACAAAAAGAACAACAAAAAACGACCCAAAACCCAGUUUCCAGUGGAUGAUGAUCCUGAUAAGGAAGCAAAGCUACUCAAGAGAGCAGCUAGAUUUGAACAUCACUUAGGAAAUGAGGCAAAAAAGCAAAAGCAAAACCGAACAUUAUCUAUAAAUACAUACACAAACUCGGAUGAAGAGGAUCUAGAUCUCGCCAGUUUUGAUGUGGUUGGAAUUUGUCAAGACAUAGAAAAACCAUAUCUUAGACUCACAACUGCACCAGAUGCUAGUCAAAUCCGCCCACUGGAAAUUUUGAGGAAAUCUUUAGAGCAUGUGAAGGAAUGCUGGAAGAAAAAGAAUAAAUAUCAUUUUGUAUGUGAACAGUUCAAAUCUAUACGGCAGGAUCUUACAGUGCAGGGUAUCCGGACCAGCUUUACAGUGGAGGUGUACGAGACACAUGCCCGUGUCGCACUAGAGAAGGGAGAUCAUGAAGAGUUCAACCAAUGCCAGACCCAGUUAAAGCUGCUCUACCAGGAAGGUUUACACGGAAACCAGCUGGAGUUCCUUGCCUAUAGGAUUCUUUACUAUAUCUUCACAUCUAACACGCUCGAUAUGACAACUGCCUUGGCAUCUCUUACUUCAACUUGCAGGCAAGAUGAGUGUGUGUCGUUUGCAUUAAAAGUUAGGUCUGCUUGGGCCUUGAAUAAUUUUCACAAAUUUUUCAAAUUGUACAGUCAUGCGCCAAGAAUGUCUGGCUAUUUGUUGGACUGGUUUGUUGACAGAGCAAGGAAAACGGCACUGAAGACAAUUGUGAAGUCAUAUCGCCCAAUGCUGCCCGUAGAUUACGUCCAGGCUGAAUUAGGCUUCCAAAAUGUGGAGGAUUGUAUAGUAUUCUUGAAGGAAAAGGGAGCGAUCUUGACUCCUGAUGGAACCAAAGUGGACUGUAAAACGUGUGCAACAAUAAUUCAGGCUUUGUAGAUUGACUUGAUAAGUAAAAGGCAGGUCCUUUUCGUAUUCCGGGAAGAGGGUUUAUCAUAGGUAUCAAUUCUAGUCAAAAUAUCAAACCAGAAAUCCAAGGCAAAGACUUUCAUAGUAUAUCGUGUGCCAGCACCCUGUCAAUGUUGAUAAAUGAUCCAAAUAAUUCUGUAUGGAAAUUACACGCGUGGAAGAAGUAUCCAGGAUGAAGUCUAUAAAUUUGUAUUUCAUGUGAGGAGAAUCCGUAUUCCAGACUUGAGUAAGAAAUUAAUGAAUUUCCUUUUUGAUAUGGAGCUGUAUCGUGUCGUGAUGCUGGAAUCAAAGUAAAAUCAGAAUUGAUCACACCAGUUUAUCAAAUAUCAGAGACAACACAAAUUUCAUGGACUUCAGGAUUUUCAUCUUGUUCAAAUCAAAUCUUGAGUUUUUAAUUGUAAUUAUUUUCAUCAUUUAUAGCGCUCGCGCAACAGCAAUGAGGUUUCCAAAAAGUAUGUUUUACACCCUUAAUCGUGCUAGAAGACGCUGCUAUAAAAACUGUAAACCGUGCCUUAUGUAAUCCUGGGAGUUAUUUUCACCAGAGAAAUUGGUAAUGCACCUGUUAUGAUGAGGAUUUUAUCAAGAUGAAGCCUCCUAUUUGCUUUAGUCAAAAGUUUUGAUUAAUAACCAGCAGCAUAAUGGCAUUACCCAGAUCCUGGAAGUGGAAGGUGAGAGAUACCCACGUCUACAGAUGGUCAGAUCUAUCUUCCAUGCGUUAGUUAGCUUGGGAGGUAGAUGUGACUAGUCCAAUAGCUAUUGGCCAGCAGUCUUUACCGUGAUGUCGCACCAUUCCUUCCUGUCCCAUGAAUCUCGCCAGUCUUGGUCAUGUUUGUGUGUAUUUGUAUGUUGCUGUUUUUGUAUUAAUGCUCAUGAACAUUUUCUUACCCAAGGAUCAGGUUUUCAUAGAUCAGCUUUCUCCCAUUCUCAUUGAUGCCAAGAAGCAGUCAUUUUGUCAUCAUAAACAAUUGGUUCUGUAAAGGCAAUGAAAGAGAUGUCUGCUCAGUAUCUGAAUUACAUCAUCCUUCAUAUGACAAUACUAAGUGAAUAAAUGUGUGGAAAUGGAGCAAGUGUAAGAAAUUCUCAACUGCUAAGACUUGUAUGCUGAACUUAUUGUUGAGGAUUCCUGAGGAACACUUCUGAGAACAUGCUCUACAAUGCUGUGCAGUUGAACUUUAAAACUCUUGAAAAAUUUCUUUUUCAGAUGAAGAUUAUUUAUGUACAUGAGUGUUUCAAAUUUGGACAACUUUCUCUUUAUUUUCAGCCCGGGAAGAAAUUAAUUGCUGUUCUGUGAAGGAAAAAAACGAACUUGUUUUCCAUAAUGAACAUGGCUAUGUUUUGAAGUACAAGAGAGAGUAGUAAUUACACUGUCUUUAUUUCAGAGAGUUUUAGUGCUUGAUCGAUGUGUGUGUGUGAGAGGAAUGUGCAUAUGUAGAGAAGUUCUUUAUCUGUGAUAAUGUGUAAGUCAUGUUUGGAGAGGUAAAAGUGGUAUAUACAUUUUGUUAAAUGUGUUUCUAUUUCAGAUUGAAUGUCCACACAUUGAAGGUUCGUUAUAUAUAUAUACAAAUGUUUAUAUUGUCUAAUGUCAUGUGUAUAUUGCAAAUUUUUAAAAAGAAAAUCAUGAAAAGAAUCGAUGAAAAAAGGAACGAUGUCACUUUCGAAAAGUGAGAGAAUGAAGAAGUUAAAAAAUAAAACCUAUUCCCAA